Molecule: messenger RNA, 2211 nt
Organism: Aureococcus anophagefferens
Lineage: Eukaryota; Pelagophyceae; Pelagomonadales; Pelagomonadaceae
Exons: 2
Coding region: 1-2211 (736 amino acids)
Source: RefSeq, a predicted model, not a curated record
AUGGCCUUCUUCGCGCGCUCGCCCAAGAAGAAACCGAGCCCGAAAAAAUACGCCAAGGACUGGAAGGCCGAGUCGGAUGCGGAGACGGACGCCGCGGCGCGCCUCAACAAGAUCAUGGCCAAGCUCGAGGGCAUCACGCCCGAGCGCGACGAGAAGAGCCUCGAGGCGGCCUACGCGCUGACGCAGGCCGUCGCCGACGUGUCGCUCGGCGACGUCUGGAGCGAGAUCCGCCGCGCCUGCGCGCGCGGCGUCGCGCGCGUGCCGCUCGACGGCCCGCGGCGCGCGCGGCUCGCGGCCGUCUUCUCGGGCCAGCUCCGCGUCACGACGGACUGGCGGCGCGCCGACGGGCUGUGCACGGCUCUCAAGGGCCUGGCGACGCACGAGCCGUCGCCGCCCUGCGCGGCGCUCCACGACGCGCUGCUGGCGGCCGCGGAGGCGGCCGUCGUGCCCGUCGCGCUCGCGCACGAGUCCGCGCCCGUCCGCGAGGCCGCGAGCCGCGCGCUCGACGCCGUCGCGGAGCGCGCGGCGAGCGCCGAGGCGGCGGAGCGGCUCCUGGGCGCCGUCGGCGCCGCGCUGACCGCGGCGCUCGAGGCGCAGGCGGCCGAGGGCGGCGCGGACGGCAAGCGGCCGCCCGACGCGGCGGCGCCGACGCCGGACAGGGAGCGGCGCGCGGCGGCGCUCGCGGGCCUGCUCGGCGGCGCGGCGCGCCUCGUGCCGCGGGCGCGCGCCUCCGCGCUGGAAUCCGGCGGCCUCGUGGACGUGGGCCGGCUCGCGGGCCUGCUGGCGCACGACGCGUCGACGGUGCGCCAGGCCGCGUCCGUGUGCCUCCAGCGCGUCGGCGCGAAGAGCGAGGGCCUGGGCGACGUCGCGCUCGGCGCCAUCGACGUCGCGCGGCGGCCCGACGACUGGCGCUGGACCGAGGGCGCGCUCAUGGCCUACGACGGCGUGCUCUCGGACGAGGCGUCGGCGGCGACGGCGCGCCUCGGCGACGCCGCGGGCCCGUCGGCGGCGUUCCUGGAGCGGCUGCUGCGGGGCGCCUGGGACUGGCUGUUGGCGACGCUCGGCGAGGAGGGCUCCUUCGAGGUGCGGCGCGCCGCGCGGCAGCUCGCGUUCUCCGCGGCGCGCGCGGAUUUCGCGUUCGACGCGCUCGGCCCGCCCGGCGCGGGCGGCCUGGGCUUCCUCGUGGACCCGGCGGUGCCGCCGUCGCACCGGGCCCUAGGCGCGCGGCUCCUGGCCCACGGCGUGAGCUUCGGGCGCUUCUGCGACGAGGCGCUCGCGGACGCGGAGUGCACGCCUUUGUUCCGCAAGUGGGGCCUGAGCCACGAGGGCGCCGGCGGCGACUCCGAGGCCGUGAGCAAGGCGGAGGCGGCCGUGCGCGACGCCGCCCGGGCGCGGCCGGCGGCCCUGCGGCGCCGCGUGGGCGCGCUGCGGCUCGCCGUGCUCGGCGCGGUGCCGCGGCUCGCUUUUCCGCCGCCGGAGCCGGCGGCGGCGCGCGCCGCGGAGCACCUGCCCGAGUCCGCGGCGCCGCCGAAGGAGCCGCAGGAGGCGCGGCUCCUCGUCGUCCGGGGCCUCGCCUUCUGCGCGGCGGCCGCGCGCGACGCGCACGCGGGCCCCGCGCGCGAGGGCCGCUUCGGCGCGGCGCGCGACGCGGCCUUUGAGGGCGGUGACGCGGCGCUCCACGGCGCGGCGGACUGGCCGCUGCUGCGGCUGGCGCCCGCGGAGACGCGGCGCCUGGCGGAGCCGGCCCUCGCGGAGCUCGUCGCGGGCCGCGCGCUCGCCGCGGGCGCGGGCCGCGCGCUCACGGCGUGGGCGCCGCCGCUGCUGGCCUGGCUCGCGGCGGCGGCGGACGACCUGAGCCCGCGGAAGCGCAAGGCGGGCGUCGCGCGGGCCGUGGUCGCGGACGUGCCGCCGGGCGCGCCGGCGGCGGGCGAGCGCGGCGAGGCGGCGACGGCCCGCGGGCCCGGCGCCGGCGACGCCGACGCGGGCGACCCGCCCGACGACUGGGACGACUGGGACGACGACGACGACGCGCCGGACUGCGGCGGCGGCGACGAGGACGACGACGCCCUCGACGCCGAGCGCGCCCUCACCGCGGCCAUCGACGCCGAGGCCGCCAAGGACGGCCGCCGCCCGCCCUUCUACUCGUCCUUCGAGCCGGGCGCCGCGACGUCGGCCGGCAAGCCGCUCCUCCCGAGCCUCGCAUUUUUCUAA